AUGUCGCCAUCUUAUUCGGGUAACGAAAGACUUUCCGUUAUAGAAACGGAAAAAAUGAUCGGACCAGAAAGUUCCGACGCGUGUAAUUAUAAUAAUAAAAACGAUGUGAGAAAAUCCCAAUUGUUUUUAAAUAAUUUAACGGAAUCGGGUAGCAAUCGUUCGGUCGGUUCAUCAUUUAGCAUUGAUAACAUACUCGCUAAAGGUACCGUGACAAACAGUCAUUCCAGAAUGGGAACAGUCAUUCAUCCCGGUUUUCAUUUAGGACAUUUGGCAGCUGCCGCAUCAAGUUUCGGAGCUUCAUCUGCUGAUUUUUUAGCAGUGGCAGCCUAUCCGAAUCUAUAUAAUUCGGCAGCAGCAGCAAAUUACAUGUCUCACGCUGCUGCAUCUGCAUUGGUUGCAUUAAACAUGGCCAACGGUAGUUUUCACCAUCACGGUCAUCAUUCUUUACACGGUGCACCACCCAAGAGAAAAAGACGACAUAGAACGAUAUUUACGGAAGAACAAUUGGAACAAUUGGAGGCCACGUUUGAAAAAACUCAUUAUCCUGAUGUUGUUUUAAGAGAGCAACUGGCCUUAAAAGUCGAUUUAAAAGAAGAAAGAGUUGAGGUAAGAACGCACUUUUAUAAAACAUAA
Messenger RNA from Pediculus humanus corporis (human body louse), 633 nucleotides. Its product is annotated as Homeobox protein ceh-10, putative. Gene Ontology annotation, biological process: regulation of transcription by RNA polymerase II. Lineage: Eukaryota; Metazoa; Arthropoda; Insecta; Psocodea; Pediculidae. Bases 1 to 633 code for a protein of 210 amino acids. Gene Ontology annotation, molecular function: DNA-binding transcription factor activity, RNA polymerase II-specific; RNA polymerase II transcription regulatory region sequence-specific DNA binding. The transcript has 3 exons. The record is from RefSeq and is a predicted model, not a curated record.